Messenger RNA from Parathielavia appendiculata, 463 nucleotides. RefSeq lists its product as uncharacterized. Bases 193 to 405 code for a protein of 70 amino acids. The record is from RefSeq and is a predicted model, not a curated record. NCBI's taxonomy places the organism in Eukaryota, Fungi, Ascomycota, Sordariomycetes, Sordariales, Chaetomiaceae. The transcript has 2 exons.
AUAUGUCUCCCUUGAGUCAGGUAUAAAGCUAACUUUCACCGACGGCAACGCCUAGUGUUUACUUUGUUUCAUGCUCGAGUAACCACCAUUCUCGCGUUUUUUUAUUCCUCUCAAGGCUCUUUAGGACAGUUCAUCGUAUAGCCACACCGUAUAGGUUUUGUACAUAUUACCGGAUUCGAGAACACCACCACCAUGCAGUCCACUUCCAUGCCGAAGGGAGACAAACCGGAGCUGGGUCUGAACAAGGAUCCCUCCAGCAGGAAGGAGGCCAAGGCGAUGCAGAAACAGGAGGACUAUCAGGAGAGAAAAGAGCAUUCCAAGAGCGGUGCAAACACGGGGGAGCACCAGGGCAUGGAAUAUGAAUCCCGCAAGACGCACACCGCUGAUGUGCCGCAUAACAAUUAGGAAGAAUGACUUAAUUAGUAGUUACACUGCGUCUUUCAUUAUCAAAGGACACGUCGGG